Molecule: messenger RNA, 5457 nt
Organism: Microcebus murinus (gray mouse lemur)
Lineage: Eukaryota; Metazoa; Chordata; Mammalia; Primates; Cheirogaleidae
Source: RefSeq, a predicted model, not a curated record
ACCCCGCUGUUGGCGCCACCUUCUGAGCUGGAAUAAGAGCCAACGGCUGGGCACUUCGGUUUCGGUAGCGUCAUCUAAAUCUCACGUUUGCUUCACUUGGAAUGUACGAGAGGCCGAAACAAUGAGGAGCCCACAAAGCAGGAUCCAGUGGUGCUUCUGGGCCUCCGAUCCCCUCCGUGAGCUCCCCUGCUGUGCGACCUGGGGUGAUCACAUCCAGCAAGGGGUGUGCCCAUAGGCAUGGUAGGAAGCCUCUGAGAUGGCCCCCAGCCAUCCCCACUUCCCGGUCUUCCGUGAUCCCCUCCUCCUGGGUGUGCACCGGACCUGAGGACUCACCUCGAAGAAUAGAAUACAGCAAAGGUGACGAGAUGCCACAUCCAAGGUUAGGUCGACAAAGACUGUGGCUUCUGGCCUAGACGCUCACCCUCUCUGGCUUGCUCGGGGCUCUAGGUGAAGCUGGCGGGCGCUGCCUUGUUGUCAGCUGCCCUACAGGGAAGGCUGCCGUGUCAGGAGGCACUGAUGUCUAUGCCAACAGGCGGGAAGGACCUGCCAACAGCUGCGUGGCUGAGCGCAGAGGCACCGCUGCUUCCACUCGCCUUGACAUGAGCACAGCCCCAGACAGUACCUCGACUGCAGCCUCGCAGACACCCUGAGUAGUCAGAGAGGCACCUGGCCCAGCUGCACCUGGAUUUGGGGUCCACAGGCACUGUGAAAUAACAAAUGUUUGUUGUUUUCAGACACUAUGUUUUGGGACCAUUAGAUCUGCAAAAAUAGCACUCCUCAAAAUAGAAUGGAGUUCUUGGACGAGUCAAGGAGAAGACUACCAUCACCAUGAUGCUUUUGAGUCCUACCACACUAUGCCCAGCCUUCAGUGGAAAGCUGGGGGUGAAGAGCCACAAAUACCAUAAGGAUUAAGGAGUUCUGGAGUCAGAGGACCUGGGUUCAAAUUCCAAAUCUACUCUUUGCUAUGUGAACCCUGGAUUCCACAGUCUGCUCUUCCUCACUAAAUAUGCAACGACCUGCUUGUGAUUCUCUGGAAACAGGCAAAGAAAUGCCAGAGGAAGAGCAGCACCUGGAUGCAGAAACUGAGCAACCCCAGUGUGGUCCGGAGAAGAGCAACUUGGACACCGUCCCCUGGAAGCUUCCAGCAAUGGGUCCUGUUAGCUUCAUGAAGAAGAAGGGGUCAUCCUGCCUGGAGGUGCCACCCCCAGGCCACGGAGCCUCCCUUCAGCACCCCCUGAGGAGCCUGUGUAAGACGCACUGUGAGAACCAGGGUGGGCUUCUCCAGUUUGACCGGCAGGCCCCAGGCCGCAUUUCUAUCUCUCCCACCCUGAGGAGACUAAGGGGCAGUGGCCGGGGGACUUUGCACUCGCUGUCUCAGCAGGACGCCUUGCAGGUGCCCACCUGGGGAAGCUGGAGUCAGCCUGCGGGCUCCCUGUGUUACCUUUCCAGCAGUCUGCCUGGAAGCCUGAAGGAUUCUCCGCACUCCCUGCCACCCUGGAGACUUUGCUCCAGGUUGUCUUCCAACCUCGACGCGGCUGACUCGUUCGAGCCCCAGACCAGCCCCUCUGACAAGCAAGCCCUUCCCGAGCUUCAGCCCAUCGAUGAGGGCUCUCUUCACCAGGCCUCCCUUCUGGGGCGAGAAGGCCACUCCCUGCCCAGCCCCACGCCAUGGUGCCCUGGCCCUCAGGGAGAAGAAUCACAUCCAUCCAGGUUCUACGAGCACAGGCGAAGUUCUGUGGUGCUGAACUUACCCGGACUCGAGGUGUUCCCUGGGGACCUUCUGGUGUCAGAUGGAGCUGCGGAUUACCUGUGCCACCCACUUCUGCUGCUGAAUUCAGAAUCCAAAAAGCCAAGAUGGCCUUUCUCCAAGAGAGGAGUGCAGGGCAAAGACAAACAUAAGCACGUAUCCGACCUGGAAAACUGCCUCUCCUUGGUGAAGAUUACCAACUUCAGGGGCUAUGAGUUCUGCAGCUUUAAGGAUAAAACCUGGAAUGAAGUCAUGGAAACACACCAAAAACUUCCCACUGAUCAAUUAGACUUGAGAAAGCAGCAAGAGGCCGUGUGGGAACUUUUCACGAGCGAAUGCACUUAUUUCUUGGACCAUUUAUUAGUUCUUAAGAUGAUUUUUAUGAAUACACUAAAAUAUCUGCAAACUCAUGAAUUUCUCCUGGAUGUGGAUUUAUGGAGACUCUUUGCAAACCUGGAGGAGUUAGCUCAGACAAGCCUUGGUUUUGUGAACAGUCUUUUCACCCUUAUCAAGGACUAUGUAGAUGCUUCUGAGACUUCACCAUCAAUGGAUUACAUCUCCGUGCUCACAAAGUAUUUCCGAGGGAACCUCUGUCAGAGCCACCAGACCUACUGCCUGAACUACUCAGCUGCUGUCUUUUAUCUUGACAGCCUGAGGCAGCGAGAUGACUUUGGAAUUUAUUUAAAAUGGUGUGAGCAGAACGAGCAGUGCAGACGUCUGCACCUGCCCGAGCUGCUGGUGGCUCCGCUACACAGGCUUACCCGAUACCCCCUGUUGCUGAAGAAUAUCUGGAAAAGGAGUAUAGACGCUGCUGAGAAAAUCAUGAUCUACUCCAUCAAGGAAAAGGUGGAAAAGUCAAUCCGGGAUCUUGAAGGAAAAGUGAAGUGGCUGGACAAUUUCCAAAAAUUUCGACAUCUACAGGAGAUUAUAGUGUGGCCUCCACUUUGGGAUAGAGAUAAAAGGUUUUUCAUUCCAGAGUGUUUGAAACACAUUUUUAAAGAACACAUGGCAGAAAACGUCUUGUCACCAACCAACAGACACCUUCUCUAUGAAGGCAAAUUAACUCUUGCAGAAAGCACAAGAUUCCUAGACGUUUAUCUGUUUCUCUUUAACGAUUUCCUCUUAGUUACCAAAACUAAGCGCAACAAAAAGAAAGUUGGAGGCUCAGACACUGGUUUAAUGUGUCCUUCUCUUACUCCUGAGCUGCAGACAGUAAUAAAGGAGGGUGGUUCGUGUACGGUACUUGAUCAGCCUAUUCCACUAGAUAGAUUGGUAGUCAAAAGUAUUGAUCCACUCCACGUGUCAGUCUUUGGGCUGAGAAAUGCUUUUCUUAUACAACACGAAAACAGAUAUCGACAGUGUAUAGCAGCAUUCUUAUUACAAGCCCAAACGGAAAACAUCAAAAAGACAUGGAUGGUACAAAUAACAGCAGCAAUCUCUUGCUUCACCAAGAAUCAGGAAACCAAGAAAAUAUCUUUAUUCACAUUGCCUGCAGAAUCCUCUGAAAUUUAGGGACCUAAAACAAGUGGCAUAUCGUUUUAGAGAUUAGGGCUUAAGGUAUUUCUUUCAAACUUUUGUAACACUUAUCUAGUGAUGAGCUAGAAGGAAAAGUGCUUUUUAAAGGAGUUCCGGAAUUUGAGAAUUUGAGCUAGGAAAAUCCUCAGUAUAGAGGAAUAGUGACAGCAACAAAUUUGAACUCUGAGGAAUUUCUUGAUAAAUAUAUACUGAUAUUCAGACUACUUUCUAAUAUUUCAAUCAGGUUUGUAAGAGGUACGAGUGAAGAAUGGUGCUAUUAUAAUUUGUAAAGGGUGAAUGAUCAGAUACAUGCAGUAUCAGAAGGAAAACAUUCACUGCUUGUGUCCAACAUGAACACCAGCAUCUUACUUUGUGUGUAUCUGUAAAAUAAUGAAACCAAUUUUCCUACAUGGCUUGUAAAUCAGUCUUACUGCUUUAUAGCCCUACCUCAAACACAAUGAUAAUUCUUUUGAUACAAACUUUGAUUACUCUUUUAAUGUUAGGCAAUAAAUAAGGUCUACAUUUUAAUAGUAGCUUUAAAAUUUGCAUUUUACAACCGUUUAUUUAUCUCAGGUAUACUCUAUAAUACUCUAACUUGGAAGUAGAAAACCUUGAAGACUAAAUUCCAUUAUCUUAUUUCAAGAUAGAAAAAACUAGUAUCUGUUCUGCUUUUACCAGUUAACACUUUUACAUGGGGAAUUUUCAUAAAUAUGAAUAGCAAGGUAUCUUUCUCUUAACUUUGUUUUUUGCAGAAUGAUGGUGUUUGUCAUAAAAAUACUUUCUGGUUUUGAUUGGUAUGUCUGUGUCUAUGUGUGUGUGUUAGCACAGUACAGUAACUUAAUUUUACAUGGCAGGAUUUAAAACUUCAUUAGAAUUUUUAUCAAGAAAAGCAGUUUGAAUUAUUAUAUACACUAUUAAUUGCAUUUAAGGAACUAGUUCUUAGGGACAGAUUAUUAUAUCAAAUGAAGUCCACAAACUUCAGUUUCAGGCAUGAUAUUGUUUGAAAUUUCCAAAGUGGAAGUAGUAAAUUUUUCAAGUUUGUCUGCAAGGCAACUGAGACCAUAACUAAUUUCUUUAAGCUGAAGCAUGGGAUAAACAGAGAAGGAUGUUUCCUGGGAAAGUCAUGUGCACAGUAAUUCUUCGAGGAAGGUACAUAUAUCCCCGUGCAAACAAGGCAGUACAGCAAGUGCAGCAGAAAGACUCUUGUGCAAGGGCCUAGCACUCUCAGAAUGGAGAGUAAUAGUCUCAUUGUAAUAAUGUCAGACAUUUAUUAGAAAUAAAGAGAAAAUAAAAGGAAAAUCUGGAAAGCAAUAACUAUUGUUAAUAGCUAAGAAUAAGUGAGGAGGAAAAAAGUCAAAGAGAAAAAGAGACUUCAAGUGAGUUCCGACACAUGGUAUUCUGCACUAAGACAACAUAGAUUUAUGCAAGAGAAGAUAUAUAAAGAAAUUUCUGGCUUAAAAAAUAUUUUUUUAAAAAUUAACAAUCACCUUGCAGAGAUUUUUAGAUAUAAACCAACCUAGGAGGUGAGCAAUGGAUUAGGACUAGGUGACCUCUCAAGCUCCUUUUAGUCCCGUGACUCCAGCAACCACAUAUUUAUAGUUAUGAAGGACUAGUUUUCUUCCUUUGCAUUUCAUGAAAGGGAGAAAAAUAUUGACUAAAUUAACAUAAAGUAUGUAAAGCAGCUCAAGAAUAUGUUAUACAUAAACUGGAAUUCUGUAACGCUCAAAAAAUAACAUAUCUAAUAUAUAAUAUUUUAAGUGCUUGAGGAUAUGCACAUUAAACUCUUCAUAGGGAAGCACAUUAGAAUGAAAUGGGGAAAAAAACCAUUCUGGAACCUUCAUUCCUGGGGGGAGGUGGAAACAGCAAAAAACAAUGGUACAUUGGGCUUUCAAAAAAGUAUCUUUAAAUGGUCACCUGAGUAUUAAACUUAGACACCUAAUAAAAGAAGGGAUUAAUUAUAUAUUUUUAUAUUUCUUUUUACUUUUACAACUUCACAAUAUUGAAUGGAAUGAAAAGGGAAUGUCUACGGCAAAAUAGCAUCCGUAGUUUCUCGAGAUUAGGAACUUAAUUUACUAAGUUGAAUACCAUUAAAACAACCACUGUCGAUAUCCAAAUGCAAAGUGCUAAUAUACUGUAAAUAAAAUAAUGCAAAAUAGUUAAUGUCUUUCUUGUUCUCUCUUUCGUUAAAUAGGCAA